AACUUUCCUGUUUUCUUCACAGUUGGCAGCACUGACGCUAAUCUAUUUCAUAAUCAACUUGACCAUUGUAAACAGAGAUUUAAGAAAAUAGCAUUUAAUAUUCAAUUUUUAUUGUUGUGAGUUGUAAAUUAUGGCGCACAGUAGAGCGGAAAAGAUUGGUACAGUCUUCUCAAGAAUGACAGCGCUGGUAAAAGGUGGAGCCAUAAUAGAGAGCAAUAUACCAAUAUGGUAUAAUAUUUACAAAGCUUUCCCUCCAAAGUACGAGCCUUUGUAUAGCAGACCUGCAUCCAAAAAGCCAAUCAGAGAUAUCUUUUAUGAGGAAGAUAUUUUUAGAGCGAAAUUUCACAAGGAUGUAAGAUUUCUACAGCCAGUAAAUUUAAAAUCCAAAAAACAUUCUGAGACUCAAUUUGCCCUAAACACUUAUUCCGAAUACUUAAAGGAGGGGUUCUCGGAGACAGAAGCAUAUGAAAAAAUAAUAAAUUUACAUUAUCAUGACAAAAUACGAAGCUCUAAACCAUGAACUAAGGACUUUCAAUAACAGUAAAGUUGAAACUAAGACUUAAAGAAUUAUAUUAUUACUAAAAAAAAUUCAUAUAAUAUAUUACUGUUAUAUAAUAUACUAUCCACAUUACAUCUUUUAUCAUCCUAUGAUCUUUUGUUUCAUGUUAAAUAUUUUGGAAAAGUCAUAAAUAUCUCUAAUUUUACAAAUAAAAAUUGUGUCAUUUA
Messenger RNA from Megalopta genalis, 726 nucleotides. It is a transcript of the gene mRpS23, whose product is annotated as mitochondrial ribosomal protein S23. Gene Ontology annotation, cellular component: ribosome; mitochondrion. The record is from RefSeq and is a predicted model, not a curated record. Gene Ontology annotation, molecular function: structural constituent of ribosome. NCBI's taxonomy places the organism in Eukaryota, Metazoa, Arthropoda, Insecta, Hymenoptera, Halictidae. Gene Ontology annotation, biological process: translation.